This is a messenger RNA of Bombus pascuorum, 3820 nucleotides long. Its product is annotated as sodium-coupled monocarboxylate transporter 1. The transcript is spliced from 6 exons. Lineage: Eukaryota; Metazoa; Arthropoda; Insecta; Hymenoptera; Apidae. Gene Ontology annotation, molecular function: symporter activity. Gene Ontology annotation, biological process: transmembrane transport; sodium ion transport. Gene Ontology annotation, cellular component: membrane. The record is from RefSeq and is a predicted model, not a curated record. Bases 435 to 2414 code for a protein of 659 amino acids.
GAAGGUCGCAGUUUGCGCCACAGUACGAAGCCAUUCGCGUUGUGUCGCUCGUUCGGACAUCGUUGAAUAUAUUUUCUUGUCUUUUAGAGGAUGAUUUGUGUAGACGAUUGGAAAAGAAGAUUCGUGUGAAUUGAUAACAGUUGGGUGGAGAAUUAAAGUUGCUUUGGUGCAGCGAAUUGAUACGAACGAUCGAUCGGACGCGUCACGGAGUCGGUUUUCUUUCUGUUUCGGUGUAGGAGCCUGGCGACCGCCGAAGGACGCUGUGUCGUAAAGUUCCCAGCGACUUCGUGAAAGCCUCCGAGUUGAAUCGAUGCUGGGAAACCUCCUCGGGAAUGAGAGCCAGCGCGAGGAAACAUCGAAGAACUUGUAAUAAAAGGACGUGAGAGAAAGGACUCGAUAGGAAAGGAAGAAACGGCCCCGCAGGAGAGCCCAGGAUGACGAUCGGCGCGUCGUCCAUGGUAAUCGACUAUCUGGUGUUCGUCGGCUGUAUCAUCGCCGCGUUUGUCAUUCCACUAUGGGGCAAGUUUCGUGGCCGUCGAAAGGAGACCACCAAAGCGGACUAUGUAUUCGCCACCGGAAACGUCUCGAUGGGCGCCAUGAUGUUGUCCAUCGCUCGUGGCACCCUUGGUGUCCGAUCUUUCCUCGGCUAUCCGUCAGAGCUGUAUUACAGAGGUAGCGCCAUGUGGGAAACCAUCUAUGGUAUGCUGCUCGCGUAUCCCAUCGUGUGCUUCAUCUUCGUCCCUGUUUACUACAGCCUUGGCAUCACGUCAGUCUAUCAGUAUCUAGAUAUGAGGUUCAACUCAAAGCUAGUCAGAUGCCUCGCGAGCUUCUCUUACGUGAUACGUAGCCUGUUGAACUUGGCCGUCACGAUAUUCACGCCUUGCGUCGCUCUGAAGGCUGUGAUUGGCUUGCCGUACUGGGCCAGUAUCUUGGGGAUCACCUCGAUAUCCGUCGUCUUCAGCGUCAUGGGUGGUUUGAAAGCAGCCAUCCUCUCGGAUGUCAUACAAGGAGUGACGAUGAUCGGCGUCUCGCUCGUGAUAAUCGCCAAGGGUUCCGCCGAUAUCGGACCUGAUAAGAUUUUGAACGUGACGUACGAACGUGGUCGAUUAGAUUUCUUCAGCACAGAUUUGGAUCCCACCCUUCGAGUGACGACUCUGUCAGCAACCUUGGGUCAAUUAUUCAUGAGCCUGUCCAUCUUCGGCUGCCAGCAGAACUUUGUGCAACGAUACUGUAGCAUGACUAGUCAACGGAAAGUCAUAAAGACCAUGUUAGCCAACAUGCCGAUAAUCUUCAUCUUGUUCUCUCUCUCCUGGGUGGUUGGCAUGGUAAUCUUCGCCAACUACGCGGACUGCGAUCCUCUCACACUAGGAUACAUCUCGAAAUUCGACGAGAUCGUGCCGUUCUACGUGGAAGACAAGUUCCUUAACUUCCCCGGUUUGUUGGGUCUCGUGAUGGCUACUCUAUUCAACAGCGCGCUCACCUUGGCGGUGUCGAACCUCAACUCUCUAGCCACGGUCACGUUCGAGGACUUCCUUAGUCAGAUACCCGCACUCAGGGAGUUGAAAGAUAAGCAGCAGCUACACCUCAUCAAGGCGAUCAGCGUUAUCUACGGCGUGCUGAUAAUAGGCGUGAGCUUUCUCGUGGCGAUGUUGUCGGGAGUAAUCGAGUCGUCGAUGCUGAUGACAUCGGCGACUUCCGGUCCGUUGCUUGGCGUAUUUGUGUUGGCUAUGCUGGUUCCCUGUGCCAACUGGAAGGGUGCUGCGACUGGGAUGAUCUUCAGCCACGUGACCACUUUGUGGAUAACCUUCGGACACUUGAGUAUCGGCAAUAUGCACAAGGCGGAAUCGCUUCCUCUGUCGACGGAGAAUUGUCGGAACGACACAUUCUCUCCUUGGGUCACGCAGCCUGAACGCUUGUUGAACGCUGCGCUCAACGUCACGAACAAUCAGUAUCAAAGCGUGCCAUUACUUAACGCGACCCAGGCAACAUCUGCCACAGGUCCACUCGAAUAUUUAUAUAGCAUCACGUACAUGUAUUACGCGCUUAUAGGAAGUCUGUCGACGGUGAUCGUCGGUAUUAUCGUGAGUCUGUUGACAGCUAAUCCACAAGAAGACAUGUACGAGCAACAUCUGCUUCAUCCACUAGCGGUGAAGAUAUCCAGACACUUCCCAGGAAGACGAAGAUUGUACGCGAGCAGCACGCGGUUACAGAACGAACAGAACGCAGCGAAUGCGACUGCUUCCUCGUCGGUGACCUCGAUCGCGAAUGCCGCGGAAAAGACUGCUCCUCUUCAAGGAAUCGUCGAUGAUAAUGGGAAGCUUCACAUCGACAUCGGUUACAUGGAGAAGCUUAAUGCACUCAAGAACGUCUCGCUCGAUGUGACCAACGAGGUCAGCAAAGGAACCAGACUUUAAGAGGAAGUUCCUAGUAUGACGUUCAGAACGCGACUACUGUGUUGUUCGACCUUCUCCGAAAACGAGGCUGAUUUCCAUUUCCCUCUUCAACUGUUGUGUUAACGAACCUCCCGGGUGAGCGAAUUAUUUUCCCGUAGUUGUACCAUUUUUACGAUUCUUUGUUAGUAUUAUAGUCAAAUGACGACCAUAGAAAUAUCUUAUUAUUAGUAGUAUUCUCAUUGAUCAUCCUGUAGAAUCAGCAUACAGCUAUUUUUAUUUCCAAUAAACAGACAAACGCGCAAUUUUACAGGGUAGACGCUAGUACAAAGUUAUAAGCAUGAACGAAUAGCUUCGUUGAGCCACAUUUAAGAAAUAGUAGGCGCGCGAUAUUAAUCGGCCGACUGUGCACGCGCAUACUUAAGCGAAGUAAUUACGUUAAGUGAAGUGAUUCCAGGAAAGAUGCGAUCACGCGUGUCUAGAUGCCGAGAACUAAAAUUCAGUCGGUUUUUCCCCAAGGUAUUUCCUAAAACACUCCCCAAACGAGCUCGCUUCGGUAGUUGCAGACUACAAACGGUGGCAUUUAUCGGUGCACGCGAAACUGCAUCUACCUUGCUGACUCGAUUUUCUCCUCGCGUUCCUCUCGUGUUCUCCUCCUUUAUAUUCGUUCCUUUUCCGUCUUGUCCGUUUUACGUCUCGUAAUGACGAGAUCGACAAGCUCUCACUUUGUUUUUCUCUUCAACGCGAGCUUCCCAUGCGAAGCACUUAAAGGAAACGUAAGAAACUUCGUGAGAACACCAAGCCAUUUGCGAUCCAAUCUUUAUUUCGCAAAUUUGUAAAGAUACUGUACGUUAUACGUACACGUGCGUCUAAUACUCAUUGUUCAAAGUCAAGUGCGGAAUCCGCGGGUCCUUGACGAUGUCAAGCACUUGUUCCCGAUAAUCGAGAAAUUAUCUGGUGUGUCCAUCUCGCUCUCCAACGAUACGGGGAAACGUCGUUCGUUAUUCGUGUUUGAUGCGAGAGAAAGUGAUCUCUGACAUUUGUAGAACGCUCACACCGGUGACCUAUGCCUGUUGGUCCGCUCCUGCGUUAGCGUGUAACGAAAGUAUUGAAUCGUGAUAUGAUUGCAAAGAAUCAAGUAGAUGUUAAUGCGUUUCGUUGCGCAAGGUCCGGAUUCUUAAGGUCAGAAUUUCCCGCGACGAAUGAUUCACUAUAUGCAAAUGAAUGAGGCGUGUAUUGACAGAGCGUGACGAACAGUUCACGCAAAUUGUAUAUUGAACGAUAUUGUAUAUUCUACAAUAUUCUACGUUGUUAUAAGUUUUAUAUCUUAUAGAUUAUGCGUUAUUUUUUUAACAAUAUAUAGACAUAUCUAUAGAGAAUAGCAGCGCUAAGCACGAUGUAUGUAAAAUAUCAAAUGGAUCUGUAUGAAA